GCCAAAAGCUCUGUACCAGCCUCCACAACCCUGCUCAUCUCAAGCACCUGCCUCUACAGCAGUGAGCACAGAUGGCCUGGUCCCCGAUAGCUACCGGGCUGCUCCUGGUCUCUGCCGUCUUCUGCAUGGUGCUCUGGGUGGUCAGAGCCUGGCAGCCUCGGGUUCCCAAAGGCCUGAAGAGUCCCCCGGGGCCGUGGGGCUGGCCCUUGCUGGGGAACGUGCUGACCUUGGGGAAGACCCCACACCUGGCGCUAACGAGGCUGAGCCAGCGGUAUGGGGACGUGCUGCAAAUCCACAUUGGCUCCACACCCGUACUGGUGCUCAGCGGCCUGGACACCAUCCGGCAGGCCCUGGUGCAACAGGGGGACGAUUUCAAGGGCCGGCCUGACCUCUACAGCUUCACUUUGGUUACUGAUGGCCAAAGCAUGUCCUUUAGCCCGGACUCUGGACCAGUGUGGGCUGCACGCAGGCGCCUGGCCCAGAGUGCCCUGAAGAGCUUCUCCAUCGCGUCAGACCCAGCUUCCUCGUGCACCUGCUACCUGGAAGAGCACGUGAGCAAGGAGGCAGAGGCCCUCCUCGGCAGGCUGCAGCAAAGGAUGGCAGAGGCUGGGCGCUUUGACCCCUACAACGAGGUGAUGCUGUCCGUGGCCAGUGUCAUUGGUGCCAUGUGCUUUGGGAAGCACUUCCCUCAGAGCAGUGAGGAGAUGCUCAGCCUUAUAAGCAGCACCAAUGACUUUGUGGAGACGGCCUCCUCUGGGAACCCCGUGGACUUCUUCCCCAUUCUCCGGUAUCUGCCUAACCCUUCCCUGCAGAGAUUCAAGGCCUUCAACCAGAAGUUCUUUCGGUUCCUUCAGAAUAUUGUCCAGGAGCACUACCGGGACUUUGACGAGCUUGUGUCCCCACAGAGCAACAUUCAGGACAUCACAGGCGCCCUCCUGAAGCACAAUGAGAAGGGUUCCAGAACUAGUGCUGGUCACAUCCCCCAUGAGAAGAUCGUCAACAUUAUCAACGACAUUUUUGGGGCCGGAUUUGACACCAUCACAACAGCCAUCUCCUGGAGCAUCAUGUAUCUUGUGACAAACCCUGAGAUACAGAGAAAGAUCCAGGAGGAGUUGGACAGAGUGAUUGGCAGGGCCCGGCAACCCCAGCUAUCUGACAGACUCCAGCUGCCCUACCUGGAGGCCUUCAUCCUGGAGAUCUUCCGACAUACCUCCUUCGUCCCCUUUACCAUCCCCCACAGCACGACAAGGGACACGAUACUGAAAGGCUUCUACAUCCCCAAGGAACGCUGUGUCUUUGUAAACCAGUGGCAGGUCAAUCAUGACCCAAAGGUGUGGGGAGAUCCAUCCGAGUUCCGACCAGAGAGAUUCCUUACUGCUGAUGGCACUGCAAUCAAUAAGAUCUUGAGUGAGAAAGUGAUACUCUUCAGCAUGGGCAAGCGCCGGUGCAUAGGAGAGGUCAUGGCCAAGUUGGAGAUCUUUCUCUUCCUAGCUACCUUGCUGCAGCGGCUGGAGUUCAGUGUGCCAGCAGGUGUGAAAGUAGACCUAACCCCAAUCUAUGGGCUGACCAUGAAGCACCCCCACUGUGAGCAUGUCCAGGCACGGCCACGCUUCUCCACCAAGUGAAGAAGGCACCAGCAUGCCAUGGCAGGGGGAGGGGUAAGGAUCAUCCAUGGGGUCUCAACCCUUGUUUUUUUCCUUUUUCUUAAAUAAAAGCUUUAUGGAGGUAUAAUACACAACCAUGCA
Lutra lutra (Eurasian river otter) is the source of this 1745-nucleotide messenger RNA. RefSeq names its product cytochrome P450 1A2. The transcript has 7 exons. Bases 72 to 1625 code for a protein of 517 amino acids. The record is from RefSeq and is a predicted model, not a curated record. Gene Ontology annotation, biological process: progesterone metabolic process; hormone biosynthetic process. Gene Ontology annotation, molecular function: oxidoreductase activity, acting on paired donors, with incorporation or reduction of molecular oxygen, reduced flavin or flavoprotein as one donor, and incorporation of one atom of oxygen; iron ion binding; steroid 17-alpha-monooxygenase activity. Lineage: Eukaryota; Metazoa; Chordata; Mammalia; Carnivora; Mustelidae.